CCCAAAAUCCUUCCCUGUGAUGGGAAAAAAUACUCAAACAAUCCCCAGCUGCCGGCAGUUGGCGCAUCACCUGCGUGCUUGAAGGCACCGGUCAGACAGUAGGAGGCGAGCAGCCAACCGGGACCUGCUUCCAUUUUUCCUGACACUUGGCUUUUGAAACAGAGGGGCCCAAGCCGGGAAAAGUAGGAUGGGGGCCGGAGCUAGCGCCGAGGACAAACACUCCAGGGAGCUGGAGAAGAGGCUGAAGGAGGAUGCAGACAAGGAUGCAAGGACCGUCAAGCUGCUGCUGCUAGGGGCUGGAGAAUCAGGCAAGAGCACCAUCGUCAAACAGAUGAAAAUUAUCCACAAAGAUGGUUAUUCGCUUGAAGAAUGCUUGGAGUUCAUCGUCAUCAUCUACAGCAACACCCUGCAGUCCAUCAUGGCAAUCGUGAAGGCCAUGAACACACUCAACAUUAACUACGGCCACCCCGAUCAACAGGACGAUGCCAGGAAACUGAUGCAUCUUGCAGAUACCAUUGAGGAAGGAACCAUGCCCAAAGAAUUGUCAGACAUCAUUCUGCGUCUGUGGAAGGAUUCUGGCAUCCAGGCCUGCUUCGACAGGGCUUCAGAGUAUCAACUCAACGAUUCAGCUGGAUACUACCUCAAUGACCUGGAGCGGCUGAUCCAACCAGGCUAUGUGCCCACCGAGCAGGAUGUGCUGCGAUCAAGAGUGAAAACUACUGGUAUCAUUGAGACUCAAUUCUCCUUCAAAGAUCUUAACUUCAGAAUGUUUGAUGUGGGAGGCCAGAGGUCAGAGAGAAAGAAGUGGAUUCAUUGUUUCGAAGGUGUCACCUGUAUCAUCUUCAUUGCUGCUCUGAGCGCCUACGACAUGGUGUUGGUGGAGGAUGAUGAAGUGAACCGAAUGCACGAGAGUCUGCACUUGUUCAACAGCAUCUGCAACCACCGCUACUUCGCCACCACUUCCAUUGUACUCUUCCUGAACAAGAAGGAUGUGUUCAUUGAGAAGAUCAAGAAAGCUCAUCUCAGCAUGUGCUUCCCUGAGUACGAUGGGCCCAAUACUUAUGAGGAUGCUGGCAACUACAUCAAAGUCCAGUUCCUGGACCUGAACUUGCGCCGAGAUAUAAAAGAAAUCUACUCGCACAUGACCUGUGCCACAGACACAGAAAACGUCAAGUUUGUGUUUGACGCUGUAACCGACAUCAUCAUCAAAGAAAACCUGAAAGACUGCGGUCUCUUCUAAGAGCCCAGAGCAAACUAAAUGAAGGGUAGUGUCUUAGCCCUGUCACAUUCAGAUUCAAACAGGGGAAUGAAGAUGAAGACAGUCCAGUCAAAAAGUCAUCCUCCAACCAGUGAAUGCAAAAAGAAAAAUAACAUUUAAUUUGCUGUGUUAAAAAUUAAACUUGUAGCUUUGACCAAAGACUCCUUGUCACUGAGACAUGAAAAUGAUCCCAUGCAGAUUUUAAGAUGAGUUGAAUUUUUUUUGUCAAACUUGUCUCAUUAGCUCAUCUUUGGAGAGAACUGCAAUCUGUAGCUUUUGUCUGCAUAAACUGAUUUCUUUUCAGAUGUACUCAUGAAUAGACGCAGUGUCUCCAAGCUCAAGUAAUCAGACAGCAUACAAUUAAAGGGCUAACAAGAUGGCCUCAACACCUGCAUCUGCACUUCAGCAUCAGUUAGACUUUAAGAUGAAUUGAAAAGGCUUUUUCUAAUGAUACAAAACAGCACAAUUUGUAACACCAGAAGAUGAUAAAUUGAACUUCUGAGAGAAGCAUUAGAUUUUUUUUGGUUUGUUUGUUUUAUUGCAGUAGUUGAAAAAGGGCCAUUGUACAUAAUUAAUCAGAUUUCUAAUGGUGCAUUGUAAGUCUGUUAAUCUAUAAACUGUUAAGCUAGAUAUUAAUUUCACCACAAUUUGAAUCUCCCUGUCUAAAAGCAUUUGAAACACUUAUCUGUACUAAAAUUCAGAGAAAUAUUUAAAAAAUGUACAGAUUUGAUUAAAUGUAUUAAAGCUUCUGUAGAAAACUCAA
Molecule: messenger RNA, 2021 nt
Organism: Poeciliopsis prolifica (blackstripe livebearer)
Lineage: Eukaryota; Metazoa; Chordata; Actinopteri; Cyprinodontiformes; Poeciliidae
Gene: gnat1
Product: guanine nucleotide binding protein (G protein), alpha transducing activity polypeptide 1
Exons: 9
Coding region: 188-1240 (350 amino acids)
Biological process (GO): adenylate cyclase-modulating G protein-coupled receptor signaling pathway
Cellular component (GO): heterotrimeric G-protein complex
Molecular function (GO): GTPase activity; GTP binding; G protein-coupled receptor binding
Source: RefSeq, a predicted model, not a curated record